Molecule: messenger RNA, 2514 nt
Organism: Toxorhynchites rutilus septentrionalis
Lineage: Eukaryota; Metazoa; Arthropoda; Insecta; Diptera; Culicidae
Gene: Caf1-105
Product: chromatin assembly factor 1 subunit B
Exons: 4
Coding region: 143-2464 (773 amino acids)
Biological process (GO): DNA replication-dependent chromatin assembly; nucleosome assembly
Cellular component (GO): nucleus; CAF-1 complex
Molecular function (GO): protein binding
Source: RefSeq, a predicted model, not a curated record
CCAUUGGUUGCAGUGUAUAUUUUAUUCAAACUUCAAAAUUACGCGCCUAAAAUAAUCAUUACGCGCGUGAACAUUAUCUUGCGACAUUCGGGCAAAAUAAUUUACACAAUUAAACUGCAUCGAUAUCCGUAGCGAGUGAAACAUGAAAUGCCAAAUUCCGGAGAUUUCCUGGCACAAUCGUGAUCCGGUGCUCAGUGUCGACAUACAGCUGAAACAAUCCACCGAGAAGGGUGACUUCUAUCGGUUAGCUUCUGGCGGAACUGAUUCCCAUGUUUUGAUUUGGCACAUCAGCCAAAAGGCCGAAUGUGGUACGAUCUCACUAGAGUUGGCAGCCGAUCUAACCCGACAUCAGCGAGCAGUAAAUGCGGUGCGUUGGUCUCCGAGCGGAGAAUUGCUUGCUUCUGGUGACGAUGAAAGUAUAAUCUUUCUUUGGAAACAAAGUCGCGAAGGCGACUUGUUGGUAUUAGAUGAAACAUCUGACAAAGACAUCGAGACGUGGAUAAUUUGGAAAAUUCUCCGCGGACAUAUGGAGGAUGUUUACGAUUUGAGUUGGUCGCCGAAUUCGAUGUACCUCAUCAGUGGGUCGGUCGAUAAUACCGCAAUCGUUUGGGAUGUUAACAAGGGGAAAUCGCAGCACAUUAUGUCCGAUCACAAAGGGUUCGUCCAAGGAGUGGCGUGGGAUCCCAAAAACCAAUUUCUUGCUACACUUAGUUCUGAUCGGUAUUUUCGAGUGUUUGAUCUGCAGUCAAAGAAGGUUCUAACGAGAAACAACAAAUGCGUUUUGUCGGUUCCGAAAGAGUCGCUUUUGCACGGAAAAACAGUUCGCUUGUUUCACGAUGAUACGCUGCAGACAUUCUUCCGGAGGUUAAGCUUCAGUCCCGAUGGUAACCUGAUCGUCACUCCCUCUGGUGUAGCGGAGGUUGAAGGUAUCUCGAAGCCUCUCCACACAACAUAUAUCUACACGAGAAAUUCUUUGAAACAACCAGCAAUCACACUACCUUCACCCGAUCAGUACACAGUGGCCGUUCGUUUCUGCCCGCUGUAUUUCAAGCUGAGGACUCAUCCGGCGGACAAACCGCCUGUUAUUCCGCUUCCAUAUCGAAUGAUUUUUGCAGUUGCAACAAAAAGUUCCGUUUAUUUGUACGAUACUCAGCAAAGGAGCCCCUUUGGUUUGAUUUCAAACAUACACUACACAAGGCUAACGGAUAUUUCGUGGUCCGGUGAUGGGAAAAUUUUGAUUGUGUCCUCUACCGACGGAUUUUGUUCGCUGAUUUCGUUUACCGAAGGUGAGCUGGGCGAGAUUGUUGAAAUCGAAGAAAACGGUGCGGUUGUGGAAGGAAAAACUCCAACCAAAAAAACUGCUGCAAAUCGGAAGACCAAGAAAGGGAAAGAUGACCAGAGUGAGAAGGAAGUGCAAAAGGAGAAGGAUGCAAAUGUGACGCAGGUUGAAGAAAACAGUGGGGUUGUGGAGGAAAGAACUCCAACCAAAACAAUUCAAAAUUCUGUGAACCAGAAUGAGAAGGAAGAAAAGCGGGACGAACGUAAGGCUGUAUCUACUGAAUCGACCAGAAAAACGUCGAAAGUUGAGGCUCAACCGAUUGCUAUUCGUAGAAAACCGAAGGAAGGAGAGGUAAAAUCAUCGGGACAAGUAGAGGUGAAGGCCAACCCGAUUGAAAUUAGACGUAAACCAAGGGAGCAAGAGGAACCGCCACAACCAAUCGCAAUCAAACGGAAGCCGCAGGGAGACAAGCCAACAGCUGAACCAACGAAAGAGGAGGAAUCACGCAAGAGACCACGCUCCAACAGCACAGAGAAGGAUGAUCUCUCCGGACAUGCAAACCCGGUUACAGUUCGUCGUGUUACCCUGGAAACCGGUGAUCCGAAGACUGGAAUCAUCGUGAAAGAGAUUCCACCCGCCGCCACAACAGUGUCCGAGAAGAUUGUGCAACCGGCGAAAGAAAUCAUCAUCGAAACACAGAAAAUCAUUAGUAGCGAUGAGAAGUUCGAGAGUCCUUGCAAGGCUAGUCGUCCUGCAACGCCCAUUGCGAUCCGUCGUCAUCCGAGGACGCCCGAGCCUGUCGCAGGUUCUAAUGCUCCCGAUAAGGAAAGCACCGCCGCAACACCGAAGAACGGCAAAUCUGCGACGCCAAUCGCGACUAAAAGACAGCCUCGUUGUUUGGAGUCUAAUCCUGGCCCGUCGAGGGUUUCUGACGGAGAGGAUGCCGUCGAUACUUGGCCAAUUGAUGAGCCCAAACCGACGUCAAAGAUCGUUAUGAACAGCUCGCCGGGCGAGUGUGAUCAGACGGAGGAUAUAAAGCUGGUCAUAUCAGAUGAUGAAGAUGAUCUACCAGCUCCUAAAGAAGACGAUUCCGGCGAUCAAAGGGUUGCCACGACUCCUAAGACUCCACGGCGAGUUGAGUUUCGUACUUUGUCAACGCCGAAAUCGAAGAAGAAGCUUCUUUGAGUGGAUUAGUGAUUAUUAUUAUGUGUAAGUGGUUGUUAUGCUGUAAGAUA